AUGAAGGAGAUGCUUGGGGGUUGUUGUGUCUGUGCUGAUGAGAACGGCUGGACAGACAAUCCAUUAAUAUACUGUGAUGGGCCUGGAUGUGAGGUGGCUGUACACCAAGGCUGUUACGGUAUCCAGGAAGUGCCAGAGGGAGAAUGGCUGUGCGCCAAAUGUCAUGUUGCUGCUACAACUUACACAAAUGGGGAGUUGAGUCGCAACGGUCCUUCAAAUGGUGUGGGCCAUACCAUCAAAGCGCGUUGUGAGCUGUGCCCGUUCAGCUACGGAGCGCUCAAACGGACUGAACAGAAGGGCUGGGCUCAUGUUAUUUGUGCUCUUUAUAUUCCUGAAGUACGAUUCGGUGAUGUUCAUAGUAUGGAUCCUGUCAUUUUAUCCGAUGUGCCCAUGGAAAGGUUUGAGAAAUUGUGCUACAUUUGUGCAAACGCAGGCGAUUCGCGAGCUGCCCAGAUGGGGGCGUGUAUGUCAUGUAACAAACCGGGCUGCAAGCGAGGAUUCCACGUAACCUGUGCACAACAGCGUGGUCUACUUUGUGAAGAAGGAGGUGGUAGCAAAAAUGUAAAAUACUGCGGUUAUUGUGAGCACCACCUUCGGAAG
Molecule: messenger RNA, 600 nt
Organism: Ostertagia ostertagi
Lineage: Eukaryota; Metazoa; Nematoda; Chromadorea; Rhabditida; Trichostrongylidae
Source: the annotation of a GenBank genome assembly